Messenger RNA from Cyphellophora attinorum, 1281 nucleotides. Its product is annotated as Protein FYV10. Gene Ontology annotation, cellular component: nucleus; cytoplasm; GID complex. Gene Ontology annotation, molecular function: protein binding; ubiquitin protein ligase activity. Lineage: Eukaryota; Fungi; Ascomycota; Eurotiomycetes; Chaetothyriales; Cyphellophoraceae. The transcript has a single exon. The coding region runs from base 1 to 1281 and encodes 426 amino acids. Gene Ontology annotation, biological process: proteasome-mediated ubiquitin-dependent protein catabolic process. The record is from RefSeq and is a predicted model, not a curated record.
AUGGCUCCUGAAGCAGGCUCGUCAGACGGUGCUGCGGAAGGCCAUAUUCUUCUCGAACAACCAUUACUACGGCUCCCCUUCGAGCUGGUCAAAGCCAACUUCAAGAACACGCAACGAUAUAUAGAGUAUGAGAAAGGGUCAAUCCCAAAUGCACUCAAAGAUGCCGCCAAUGCCUCGCUCAACUCCAGACAUACUCCGGAACAGACGGUGGAAGCUCUAGAUGCCAUGAUUGCGCAAAUGCAGACGUUCAAGAGGAAGCUGGACACGCUCCAUGCGGAAGAGGAGACACUGCAUGAGCAUACGUCGAAGCGGAUGAAGCACGUACAGGAGCUACACGAGGUCCCGCCACUCUCGAAUCCAACGCAUGACCAGUGGUCACGAACGAGGCUGGAUCGUCUGACGGUGGACUACUUGCUUCGUUCGGGCUAUUCGAAGACGGCCCAAGCUCUGACGGAGAAGAAGCAAAUAUCACACCUGAUCGACAUGGACGUCUUCGCGGCCUGCCACAAAGUUGCCGCAUCACUCGAUCGAGGAGAGAUAAAGCCAGCACUCUCAUGGGUCAGCAAUAACCGCAUUCCUCUAAGAAAGCUGGUUAAGGCGCCGAUGAAGACUACACCUCUCGAAUACGAGCUACACUUGCAGCAAUUUAUCGAGCUGGUCAGGGCGAACAAGAUCAUAGAAGCACGAGAACACGCCACUGUCCACCUCUCGCCUCAGCAGGAGACUCGACCUGGCGCUCUCAUGGAGGCAGCAGGUUUGCUUGCACAAUCACCCGAAACCGAGACAGAGCCAUAUAAAUCAUUCUUCAGCGCCAGAAGAUGGACGUACCUUUCCCAAGUCUUCAUCGAGACCCACCACUCGAUGCUUAGUCUGCCACAACAGCCGCUGCUGCACGUUGCCCUUUCGGCCGGGCUGUCAGCGCUCAAGACACCUGCAUGUCAUUCAGCAUUCAAUCCCACAUCUAGCAGUACACCGGGACAUGCGAAGAUGGCAACGAACACAUCGCUAUGCCCAAUAUGCUCGGUGGAGCUGAACGAUCUCGCGAAGCACGUCCCAUACGCACACCACACCGUCAGCAAGGUCGAUGAUAACCCCAUCAUGUUGCCAAACGGACGCAUCUAUGGCCGACAGAGGCUGGAAGAACUUCAGCAGAAGCUGUUGAUGGCUUCAGGAGAUCCUAAUGCUAGCCUGAUAGACAUCGGAGUUGAUGGAGAAGUUACGGAUCCAACCACAGGAGAAAAGUUUGGGUGGACACAGUGUAGAAUAGCGUUUAUUACUUGA